GUUUUUAGGUUUUCAACUAAAAACCUAAAAACGCACCCCUAAACUGAAAUUUCCCCAUCAGAGCCAAAAAAUUCGCGAGUGCCAUCGAUAAAAUCCCACCACCCAACUGUUAAAAAAAUAAAUAACAAGUAAUGCAGACUGCCAAGUGCUCCCUAGCCCUCGCAUCCUCGUCCUCUCAAUUCCCAACAAAAUUCCUGGAGCCAAUUCCCUCGUGUGUGUUUACAUAGUGAACCGAUAGACACUGUAAGGACCACAACACGAAUGACCUUGAAAGGCCCAGGUCUCACGUGACCGGCAGGCGAGUGGGAAGAGGCGUUCGUAACUGCGCCGUCCGCGCAUUGCCCAACCGAAUUGUUCACCCAUAUACCCAACAAAAACACACACACACACAACACACACAAAAAACACUUUUUAAUCCUCGAUUUUGUUCUCUUUCUCCCACUCUCCGUCAUCCGGUAUUUCCUCGAGUAACAGGAAGGGUGCGUGUGCGUUUGCGCAGAUAAGUACGCGCGUGCGCCCUCGAGUUGCUUUCACUGUAUUCUCUCUCCGGUACAAUACACACACGCGGGAGGAGCAAUUACCGAGCACAUAGUCUAGCCCAAGGGGUCCAGAACAGCACUACACACUCGCAUCUUUUCUCAGUGAAAAGACUGGUGGCUUCUCGCACGCUGCUGCGUAUCGAGCAACGUCAAGUGCGUGAAACAUCCACCACUGAUACAACAGUGGUAUUCACCAGUGUAUUCGGUCGAUAUUAUUGUAGUGGGUACAACAGUGACGAUUGUCCCCCCCUGGGACUCAUCGAAUCGCGGUUUUGCCGCGGAGUGAGGAGUGGGCACAACUUUGCCCCGAAUAUUAAUCAUAAUAGUGUUGUUGUGAGAGGGCCACUCAGUGGUGUGUGAUUUUUGGGAGUUUAAUUGAGUGGAUUCAACGGUCUAGUGGGGUCAUUGGAUAUUAUAUCGUUGCUUUGGCCCCACGCCGUUUAAUUGCAUUCCCAUAUAUGUGGGUGUCUCAGCAUCAGAGACGCGGGAGCGUUUUGUGUUGUUGUGAUACAGUGGUGGUAGCGACAUCCACGAGUAAAACUAUAACGAUAAACAUCACGAAUAGAGAAACGACGACGGCAACGGCGGUGGCGGCGCCGCUGUGUGUUGUUGUCGCACGUCCACCAAGAUGAAGUCCGACUCGAAACCUUUGUUGACAGCACAAGCGGAAAAGGCUAAUCAUUAUACAUACUUGAAGGAGUUCCGCGUUGAACAAUGCCCGUUAUUUAUCCAACGAAAAUGCACACAGCAUCGGCCAUUCACGUGCUUCAACUGGCACUUUAUGAAUCAGAGGAGACGCAGACCGGUCAGAAAAAGGGACCGCACCUUUAAUUAUAGUGCUGACAAUUAUUGUACUAAGUACGACGAGACUACCGGCAUAUGCCCUGAUGGAGACGAGUGUCCAUUUCUCCAUCGAACAGCCGGAGAUACAGAGAGACGUUAUCAUCUAAGAUACUACAAGACUUGCAUGUGCGUGCAUGAUACAGAUACCCGCGGUUUUUGCGUUAAAAAUGGGCCCCAUUGUGCAUUUGCCCACGGUAAUCACGACCUCCGUCCUCCAGUAUACGACAUCAAAGAGAUACAAGCUUUGGAGAAUCCCGAUUCAGAUCCAAAUUCAUCAUCAAAUGGACCAAAUAUUCUGGAUAAAGAACGAAACUUGAUGAAUGAGGAUCCAAAAUGGCAGGACACUAAUUAUGUUCUUAGCAAUUAUAAGACAGAGCCUUGCAAGAGACCACCGAGGCUCUGCCGGCAGGGCUAUGCUUGCCCACAGUAUCACAACAGCAAAGAUAAACGGCGAAGCCCACGAAAAUAUAAAUAUCGCUCAACGCCCUGCCCGAAUGUAAAGCACGGAGAGGAAUGGGGUGAGCCAGGUAAUUGUGAGCAGGGCGACGCCUGUACGUACUGCCAUACUCGUACAGAGCAACAAUUUCAUCCAGAAAUUUACAAGUCAACCAAGUGUAAUGAUGUCCAGCAAGCUGGUUAUUGUCCUCGUGGAGUAUUCUGCGCCUUCGCACACGUUGACCUGUUGCCAACAGAAGAAAUGAGUCUUGCCCGGGAUAUGGGGGUACCUUUAGAUUGUGGCACCAAUCUAGCUGAUAUUCUCAACAGUGCUCUCCCACCUGACAAAAGGUCAAUGGAAAAGGACAAGCCACAGAGCGAUAGCAGUUUUCCACCAUUGCAGAACGGCAGUGGAGAGGUUUCUGAGUCUGCUAGUACAAGUAGCCUUGGAAGUAAUAGCUCCCAUAGUAAAGCACCCGGAGCACAACUCCAUAAUUCCAGUUCAAAUUCUGGAAUAAAUCUUUCAUCGCAACCAAAGCUCAGUAAUAUGCUUUAUAAUCCUGGUUCCCUUUUGCAAAUUAGUGAAAUUCGAAAACAAAUGAUGGCAAUAGAGAGUGAUCCACUCCUGACAAAAUCGGAGAAGGCUCAACGCAAGCAAAGUCUCUACAUAGCCUACGGUCUGAACGGAUCACUAGGAAAUCACUCAUUGACAUCAACCGUAUCUUCACUAUCAACGAAUUCAUUUUAUCCCAAUGAUACUGUAGAAUCUGUUGUUGGUAAUGCACUGGACGAGUUGCACUUGGACGAUCCAUUGAAUCUAGUCGAUUCAAUCCAUAGGGAUUCAAAUUCACCGAUCAGUAAUUCGAUAUCAGCUGGACUAGCCAGUUCAGGAUUACUCGGGAGUUCAGCACCAGUUAAUAUACCAAGAAUGGCCGAGCGUUCGGGCCUUUCAAAUUUUUCACCAUCAACUUCAAGUCCAUUGCAGCAUUUACAAUCAGCCGGUUUUCUCACUGGAUCAAGAUUUUCACAUCAGGAUUCAAUAGAAUCGACAAUGCCUUUUAUGAGCCACUCAGUUUCAGAUCCAUUCAGCAAUCAUAUCUCACAACUCAGCAGCUCAGCCUCUAAACUCAGUGGCUUCAACAAUAGUUUAUUUGAUUUUGCUAAUCAGGGUCUUUCACCUUCACGCACACAACCACUACCAGCAUCACCUCUUGUUAAUGCAUUCUCAGUGAGUCCCAGUAAUACGGGAUCACUCUCAGAAUUGCAGCGAUUGAGGGAGGAAUUAUCGUCAAGUAGGGCUCAACUUGCUACUUGGGAUGAGAGAAUAAAUCAAGCACGUGCGGCAUGCGCUGCCUGGCAUUUAGAGAGCGAAGAGGCUAAGAGAAAAGCUUCAAUUGCUGAACAACAGAGAGACGAUGCGCUCAUGCAAGUCAAAGCCUUGAGAGUUGAGAAUGAGGCUUCUAGUAGUAAUGGAACGUAUAUUCAUACGCUCAAAGGAACUGGAGAGUUGAGGAGUUUAUCCAUAGCCACUUUGAAAUCUAUUCAAUCACAGUUACGACAAGAUCUCGAGGAAGUGGAGAAAGUGUUGUAUAGGGAAACCGCAACGAAAUGCAUGGUCUGUGAGGAACAAAAUCGCGCUGUUACAUUGUCGCCAUGUAAUCACUAUGUGGUAUGCUCGACAUGUGCGCCUAAUCAACGUGAGUGCCCUUACUGCCAGACACCUGUUGUUUCGACAAGUUAGGUCGGGUAUUCCCUCGUGUCUUGUCACUCAUAAUUCAUCAAACACGAGGAAAUACUGAUGAGAAAGAAGAUUACUCGUUUUCUUGAUUCAUUUGUCGUAACGUGAUAGCACGCAGGAUUAUUGGAGGCAAGAAAAUCAUAGGACUAAAAACCCACAUUGAAAAGAUAAUAAGAAGCAAAAAAAUUAUAAUGAAUGUAGGUAAACGCAACAAGACAACAACAGAGAAUAAUAUACUUAGGCUUAAGUAUAUUUCCAUCAUGCAUUACAAUAAUAGAUGACAUGUCACAUAUUUCAUUUCGUAUGAAAUUGUGAACUCCUCAUUUGCGGAAAAUUAUUAAAUUUUAGAAAGAUAUUUUUUUAAAUCCCAAUGCAAUUACAACAAUUGCGCAAAAUGAAAAACUCAUGAAUUUUUCAGCUUCAAUAUUUCUGUUUUCUUAAGAUAAUUUUUAUCAAUCGUACUAAAAGGAUAA
Diachasma alloeum is the source of this 4028-nucleotide messenger RNA. RefSeq names its product RING finger protein unkempt (gene unk). The transcript has 9 exons. The record is from RefSeq and is a predicted model, not a curated record. NCBI's taxonomy places the organism in Eukaryota, Metazoa, Arthropoda, Insecta, Hymenoptera, Braconidae. Bases 1168 to 3558 code for a protein of 796 amino acids. Gene Ontology annotation, molecular function: metal ion binding.